AACAAAACAGAAGAGUUUAAAGGGCAAACUCAGAAGGAAACGAAGAAAACAAAACCAAAAAAAAAAGAAAAGAAGAAAAGUUUGGUUUUCCUUGCAAAUUUCAAAGAAGUCUGGUUUUCCUUCAAUUUGAUUCUCUGAUUCCCUUAGUUGGGAUCAGAGGAUCAUUUUGUCGUUGGUCCCUCAAAGUCUACAUUCAAAGCCAAAAUAAAUAAAUAAGUAAAUAAAUAAAUAAAAAUCAUAGCCAUGCAAUAAAUAUUCUGGUUUCAAGUUGAAGACUUUAUAAGGAGGAGAAGAAGAAGGUAGUGGUAUCAAUGAUACAAUAAAGAAGAAGAGGAAGGCUUUGGUUUGUUUUUUUCUUUGAAUGAUUCUAAGAAAUGGAAGCUAAAAUGGAAGGUUGGUUAUAUACUAUACGUUCCAAUCGUUUUGGCUUACAAUUCUCACGCAAACGUUACUUCAUUCUUCAUAACAAUGUUCUCAAGAGCUAUAAAGCAAUCCCCAUUUCUGAUAAAGAGGAGCCUGUUAGAAGUGCAAUGAUAGAUUCAUGCAUUCGGGUUACAGACGAUGGAAGGGAGAGCAUUCACAAAAAGGUCUUCUUCAUUUUCACCCUUCACAGUACUUUAGAUCAUAAUGAUCAGCUUAAGUUCGGAGCAAGGAGUUCAGAGGAAGCAGCAAUAUGGAUCCGUUGCUUGAAGGAUGCUGCAUUAAAGGAGUCUCGAGGUCAAGCAAAGAAUUUUGUAGCUUUUCCUAAGAAGAGAUGGCCAUCUCUGAGACUGGGUAGUGCAAAAACAGCACAAAUCAAGAACUUUGUUGAUUGGCCAUUUCGCUCAUCUGUUCAUGCAGAGGCAAUGACAUCUGAUGUUAUUGCACCCUCACCUUGGAAGAUAUUUGGUUGUCAGAAUGGGUUACGACUUUUCAAAGAAGCAAAAGAUGGGGAUUCGCGUGGAGGGCAUUGGGAUGAUCAUCCGGCAAUAAUGGCUGUUGGUGUGGUUGAUGGGACCUCAGAGACCAUUUUCCGUGCGGUCAUGUCUCUUGGUCCUGCAAGAUCAGAAUGGGACUUCUGCCUCUAUCGUGGCAGUGUGGUUGAGCACCUUGAUGGUCAUACAGAUAUCAUUCACAAGCAGUUAUAUAGUGAUUGGCUACCUUGGGGAAUGAAACGAAGAGAUUUACUGCUUCAACGCUAUUGGAGAAGAGAGGAUGAUGGGACUUAUGUGAUUCUGUACCACUCUGUGUUUCACAAGAAGUGUCUACCCCAAAGUGGCUAUGUCCGUGCUCGCCUUAAAAGUGGAGGAUAUGUUAUCACUCCCGUGAACCAGGGAAAACAGUCACUUGUGAAACACAUGCUUGCUAUUGAUUGGAGGUUCUGGAAAUUAUAUCUCCGUCCAUCAGCUGCUAGGUCCUUAACAAUUCGUAUGCUUGAGAGAGUUGCUGCCUUAAGGGAGCUGCUCAAAGCUAAACAAGGAAAUUAUUCUUCUGAAUGCUUUGCUGGAGAGAGGCGAAGGGAUAUAGACUUGCAUCAAAUUGAAAGAGAGGAUUUUAAGAUGGAAAUUCAAAGUCCCAAAGAGAUAAUAAAGAUCGAGGAGGAUGUUUUAAUUGAAAAUGAGGUGGAAAAACAAGCAUCUGGUCGUAUAAGUCUAAUGAGCCUGAACGAAGCACCUGAUGAGUUCUUUGAUGUUCCAGAAGCAUCUGAGUUCACAGAUUAUGAUCCCUUGGAGAGUGAGUGGCCUCCUGAACCAAGUUCAGAACUGCGUCCCCCGAACAUACAACAGCCGAAAUUAACAUCAGCAGCUGGUUUAGUGAGAAAGUUGCAUGAUCUUGCAAUUCAAAAGAAGGGUUACAUGGACUUACAAGAGGUGGCUAGGGAAGACAGCAUAAUGUGCUCCUAUGGAACCUCUCUCCAAAAGGACCCAACCUGUACUUUACCUUGCAGUUGGUCUGCAGGCGAUCCUUCUGCGUUUUUGAUACGUGGUAAAAAUUAUCUGAAAGACCACCAAAAGAUCAAGGCAAAAGGAACAUUGAUGCAAAUGGUAGGGGCUGACUGGCUCAUAUCUGACAAACGAGAAGAUGAUCUGGGCAGCCGACUUGGUGGUAUUGUUCAGAAAUAUGCAGCACGAGGUGGGCCAGAAUUUUUCUUUAUUGUUAAUAUGCAGAUUCCAGGAGCACCUAUGUAUACCCUAGCAAUGUAUUACAUGAUAAAAACUCCUUUGGAAGAUCACCCUCUGCUAUACAACUUCGUAAAUGGAGAUGAUGCCUAUAGGAACUCAAGAUUUAAGCUGAUACCUUACAUUUCUAAGGGAUCAUGGAUAGUCAAGCAAAGUGUUGGAAAGAAAGCAUGCUUAAUAGGACAUUCUCUUGAGAUUCAUUAUUUUCGUGGGCAAAAUUACUUGGAGGUUGAAGUUGAUGUUGGGUCCUCAACAGUGGCACGGGGUGUAUCUAAUCUUGUUCUCGGAUAUCUGAACAAUUUGGUCAUAGAAUUGGCAUUUGUGAUACAGGGUAAUACACAGGAGGAGCUCCCUGAAACCCUUCUGGGGACAUGCCGGCUUAAUCGUCUUGAUUUGUCGAAAGCACCUCUAGCAAUGCCAUGA
Messenger RNA from Theobroma cacao (cacao), 2582 nucleotides. RefSeq names its product protein ENHANCED DISEASE RESISTANCE 2. The record is from RefSeq and is a predicted model, not a curated record. Gene Ontology annotation, molecular function: lipid binding. NCBI's taxonomy places the organism in Eukaryota, Viridiplantae, Streptophyta, Magnoliopsida, Malvales, Malvaceae.